Messenger RNA from Aspergillus puulaauensis, 1836 nucleotides. RefSeq names its product telomere repeat binding factor family protein. Bases 1 to 1836 code for a protein of 611 amino acids. NCBI's taxonomy places the organism in Eukaryota, Fungi, Ascomycota, Eurotiomycetes, Eurotiales, Aspergillaceae. The record is from RefSeq and is a predicted model, not a curated record. The transcript has 3 exons.
AUGGAUCCCAACGGUACUUUCGCCCGCAGUUUCGAUGAAUCUCUGAUCCGCGAACUACCUCACCUCCGUAUAGCUCCUCUCCGUGAGCCGGUGUCGUCUCGCAGCCUCAGAAUCCCUCUGACUCUCGAGCCAAAUGCCAGCGGAACUUGGGAUUCCAAUUCGGCAUCGAAAGCUAGCGGUCCUGCCGGGAUUCUACCUCCCCGCAAUGAACCCAGCGGCACAGCGAUAGAGGGCACAAACACAACGCGACUGAAGAAUGACCUCGCCCCGGAAUCGCUCUUAGAGGCUCCCCCACGACCGAUACUACCGGCAUUCGUGAACCUCCGUGCCCUCGAGCGAUUUCCCUAUUCUUCGUUUGACGAUGACAGCCAUCAAGCUCGCAAGCGACGGCGCGUUGAUACGCAGCCGGAAUCAUUUGGAGAGCACCUGCAAUUGCCCAUCCCGCAAGCGCAGAAAGAACAAAGACCUCCGCCAUUUGGACCGUUUGCUAUCCUCAACGGGCUGAAUGAGCCUCCGCCCAACGCUGCUUUGCUCCCACCCAUCGAGGCUGGAUCAGUUACGCAGCUGUUGACCAAACCAUCGCGGGACAAUAUUGAUGUAGAGCCAACACUAUUGGCUACGAAUUUCGGCCCCGAUGUUCAAAGUGGUGAAAGGAGAGAGGGGAGAAUUGCAGAUAUCUUGGAUUCUCCCAUCGCCGAGAAGCCCAAUCCUUACGAGAGCAUUCCCGAUCCCGGCAGAGUCGAUAAACCAGAGCCGGAACGGAACUUGGGGGAUCGUGGGGAAGGAUCACAGCCCGCUCAAGGUGCUGGGUCAACGGAUGCGCCCCUUUCACCUAGGACAAGAGGCCGGUCGCGAAAGAACAUUCGGAAAUGGAGCGACGAAGAAACCGUCGCUUUACUGCGUGGAGUUAUAAAAUGUGGCAUCGGUAAUUGGAAGGAAGUUUUAGCGCAGCAAGAAUCGAGCUUUAACCGACGCAGCGCGUCGAACUUGAAAGAUAGAUUCCGCGUCUGCUGCCCAUCCGCUUAUCGCGCCUCAGCUCCCGAUGAAGCUAUACAGCACAUUCGUGAUGCUCUCGCCAAAGUCCUUUCACGAGUUGAAGGUGAUUCUUCCUCGAAGGGAACUCCUGGACGUCAGCCUUUCCUGGCCGAGCGGGCACCACCGUCUUUGGCGGGUCCUCCAGGACUUACCCACAGUGGGUCGUCAUCUAGCUUUUCUUCGUUGGAGACGACCCAAAAUAGCCCUAAAAACCACCGGCGGAGCAAUUCCGUGUCAGAAAAUGCCCAACCAUCGUCUAGCAGACCCGAGUCCACACUUGAGUCUUUGGGCCUAGAAGAGCUAUAUAAUACCCCCGCAAAAUCCAGACGUCGUUCUCGGCGUCCAUUCACCACCGCAGAGGACGAGGCUUUAUUGAAAGGAUAUUCCGUUCACGGUUUCCAAUGGACGCUUAUCCAGCAAGACAAGGAUUUAAACCUCGGUCAUCGAAGGGCGACUGAUCUGCGGGAUAGAUUCAGAACCAAGUUCCCCCACGCAUAUCGCGACGGAGGCCCUGUUCGCGGCAGUGCGUUGUCAACGCAGACGACGAAAGAUACGGUCCUGAAAGACGGAACGAAUCGCGCGCCUAAAAGCAAGCAGUAUUCUCAGGAUACCAAGCCUCCUUCCUCCGAUUGGCGUCCCAGCAAGCCCGAGGACCUAAUAUCGAGUACUACAGGACUUCCGGCGGUUCGAGAGAGUUUGGCAGGUGUACCGCCCGCUGGAUUCCCGUUCCCGUUGGAUGAGGGAUCCACAAACGUUGCCAGUCUAGACUUACCACCGCUGAUUUGGGACGACCUUCCUUGA